This is a messenger RNA of Triplophysa rosa, 2290 nucleotides long. It is a transcript of the gene kcnq1.1, whose product is annotated as potassium voltage-gated channel, KQT-like subfamily, member 1.1. Gene Ontology annotation, molecular function: voltage-gated potassium channel activity. Gene Ontology annotation, biological process: potassium ion transport; transmembrane transport. The transcript is spliced from 17 exons. The record is from RefSeq and is a predicted model, not a curated record. Gene Ontology annotation, cellular component: membrane; voltage-gated potassium channel complex. NCBI's taxonomy places the organism in Eukaryota, Metazoa, Chordata, Actinopteri, Cypriniformes, Nemacheilidae. Bases 1 to 1971 code for a protein of 656 amino acids.
AUGAGCUCUCAGAAUACAGCAACGGAACCUUCGUGGACUAUUGGACCUUCAGAACAAGGGAUGAGCGAGAUUCUGCACAUGCAAAAGGACAGCGUGAGGUUCGGCAGGUCAGCCACUCCGGACGGGAAUAAGCGCAAUGAGAUCCUGACGGCACCGACAAUAAUCACACAGCGCCGGGUGUCGCAUUUCCAUCACCGCAUGUCUGUGUACAGCACCACCCGUCCCAUACUCACCAGAUCCUUCUUUCAGGGACGCGUCUAUAACUUUCUGGAGAGACCAUCGGGUUGGAAAUGUUUUGUGUAUCAUUUCACAGUAUUUCUCAUUGUGCUGUCUUGCCUGAUCCUCAGUGUGCUGUCAACCAUUGACGAAUAUCAAUCAUUGGCUAACAGAACACUAUUCUGGGUGGAAUUAGUGCUGGUUGUGUUUUUUGGUGUGGAGUAUGUAGUGCGUCUGUGGUCAGCAGGAUGUCGAAGUAAAUAUGUGGGAAUUCUGGGGAGGCUCCGCUUUGCUCGAAAGCCCAUCUCUGUUAUUGACCUAAUUGUAGUGGUGGCCUCCAUUAUUGUGUUGGCAUUUGGCUCUAAAGGUCAGGUGUUUGCCACCUCUGCUGUCAGAGGAGUGCGUUUCCUCCAAAUCCUACGAAUGCUGCAUGUGGAUCGACAGGGAGGAACAUGGCGAUUGCUUGGAUCAGUGGUCUUUAUACACAGACAGGAACUGAUUACUACGCUCUAUAUUGGAUUCCUGGGGCUCAUCUUCGCAUCCUACUUUGUGUAUCUGGCAGAAAAGGAUGCAGUGGAUGAUAGUGGUAUCACUGAGUUCAGCAGCUAUGCUGAUGCUCUGUGGUGGGGUGUGGUUACAGUAACCACUAUUGGCUAUGGAGACAAGGUCCCACAGACCUGGAUAGGGAAGACCAUCGCAUCAUGUUUCUCUGUCUUCGCCAUUUCUUUUUUUGCCCUGCCUGCUGGAAUCCUUGGCUCUGGUUUUGCUCUGAAGGUACAGCAGAAACAGAGACAAAAACACUUCAACAGGCAAAUCCCUGCAGCUGCGUGUCUGAUACAGGCGUCCUGGAGGUGCUUUGCCCUUGAGAAUGAUGAUUCUGCAACCUUCAAGUUAUUUUUGAAGAGAAAACAUGUGACAUCCAGCACCUCAGUGUCCAGCCCGAAGUUAAAGGUGAAAAUUAAGAGGAAGCUGAAAAGUAAUGAGAGGGACAAUGACCGCGGCUCUCCCACCAUACCCACCAUAACCUAUGAUUCAUUUGAUGAUGGGAAAGACACUAUUCAAGAUCAACAGUCAGAGCGUGAGCAAUCUUGGAACUCUCUGUCCUCUUUUCAGUACUCUCCACAUUCAGUAAAUAAAUCCGCUGGGUUUUUGGAAGUGCAGUCUCGACCUCCCCUCCAGAGGUGCAGUAGCAUUGCAGAUGAAUUGGAGAUUGAUGCAGAGAGAGAUAUUUCACUCCUUCCAGUCACUCAUGUGUCUCAGUUGCGGGAUUCUCACCGCACAGCCAUCCGUGUCAUCCAGAGAAUGCGCUACUUUGUGGCCAAAAAGAAGUUCCAGCAAGCACUUAAGCCGUAUGAUGUCAGAGAUGUAAUUGAGCAGUAUUCUCAGGGUCAUCUCAACCUCAUGGUCCGCAUCAAGGAGCUGCAGAGAAGAUUGGAUCAGUCCUUAGGAAAGCUGUCUCUCUUCCAGACAAGUUCAGAGCGCAUGAGGGACAAAGGCACAAAUACUAUCGGAUCCAGACUCAACAGGAUGGAGGAGAAGAUCACACACGUGGACAGGACCCUCAACCGUAUUGCAGAGUCUCUCAACCUCCUAUUAGUGAAGGAGAGACGGGGUGAUUCAAACAGAGGACAGGAACGUAGUGAGAGCGCCCACAGACCAUCAGCCAGCCUCUGUCUGCAGGGGCCACAGGACAGUCUGACCAGCUAUGAACAGCUAUCUAGCACAAACCUCACUCUCUCCCAUGAGGACAGCUGAGAUUCCACCAAAGUGCCAACAAAUCACAAAGUGCCUGGAAUUGGGACUGAUUUAGCUUGUUUAAAAAGAGAUCAUAGUUUGAGGUAGAGGAAUGUGUGACGAGGUUCUGGGUUGGCAGAAUUUUUUUAUGUUCAUUGUUUUUUUUGUAGAACAGCUGGAUUUCUUUUAAAGAAUAUAGACAUGUAUAAUAUGUACUGUAUACACGUAGAAUACAGUUACGUAAGAAUUAACUUUGCCUUUUAAAAUAGAGGAUUUUUUCGUUAGCUUUUUAAAGAAGAGUAAGUGUUACCAUGCCUUUUGUGAACAUUUUGUUGUUUUC